Salmo salar (Atlantic salmon) is the source of this 3727-nucleotide messenger RNA. RefSeq names its product peroxisomal biogenesis factor 5-like b (gene pex5lb). NCBI's taxonomy places the organism in Eukaryota, Metazoa, Chordata, Actinopteri, Salmoniformes, Salmonidae. Gene Ontology annotation, cellular component: cytosol; peroxisomal membrane. Gene Ontology annotation, biological process: protein import into peroxisome matrix, docking. The record is from RefSeq and is a predicted model, not a curated record. Gene Ontology annotation, molecular function: protein binding.
GGACGAGUCGGAGAGAGAGAGAGAGAGAGAGAGAGUCUCUUCAGGGGUUGGGACAACGGAUGCUCCACUCAUUCUGCCCUCCUAAAAAGAUAGCCCCGAGCUGCAAUUUUCAAACAAAUACUAUUUACAAAUGUGUAAAUAUUGGAAACAUGACCCGGGCUCGUUUCAGAAUCAAUACGUUAGUUUGUAGUAGUAAUUUGGCUGGUUUGAGAAACGCCGAUCGUUGACUAAUGGUCCGGGACCUCUCUUCGCCGGUGGGGUAGCAGCUAGCUGGAUACGAAAACAGAGCGUCAACUCCGUGAGCAAGGAAGGGACAGCCUGUCCAAGCCUUCUGUGGUGAAAAGGUUCAGCAAAACCAAGUGCUGAACUAGCCUAUUCCACUUCAACAAUCCUCCUAUUUGACUGAAUUAUGUACCAGGUGCAGGGGAAAGGGGAAAGGGCUGUUGCCAUGGUGCUGAAGGAGCUUCCGGGUAAAAAGGCAUCCUCAGAAGGAAACCCCCUCCUCACCGUGACAACCAAGCUGGUCGGUGAGCAGCAAGAGAGCCGCCCGCUGCUGAGCCCCUCCAUCGACGACUUCCUGUCAGAGAGCCGCAUUGAUGGCCCUGUGGUCCGGCCGGUCACCUCCAACACAGCAGUUCUAUCCUCAGCCCUCGACCUGGUGGAUCUGAGUGAGCCCAGUGAACGCAGCAGCAGGAAGGACAGCGUCAGGGAGCGUCCGAGCCCCUUGGGAAAUUCUAAAAACAGCCCACGGAGAGGGAAGAGACGCGAUGAGACAGAGCUCAUCCAGGUGGAGGUGGAGCGCUCAUCGAGCGCUCACACCCCACGAGCCCCCGAGAGGGUCUCUCUAGACUCAGUCAGUUCCUCUUCUCCUUUGGAGAAAUGGGAGGAAGUGAAUCUUCACCCUGAAGGUGCCCUGAAUGACAGCAGGAAGAGAAGAUACGAAAAGAAGUGCACCUCACACCACUCCUCCAGUGAAUUAAUAUGGUCAGCAGAGUUUAAAACAAAUCCAUCUGUGAAAAACUCAUUUGAAGUCAAUAGCAUUGAUGACGAGGACCACAUAUCAGCACUAAAGGACCCAGCACCCCUACAAGUGCGGCCCAGUCUCCAUCACCUCUUAGGCAGACAUCAUUCCCAGGAGGAGGAGUUUGUAAGGGCAAAGGCUGCUGUAGAGUCGGACACAGAGUUCUGGGAUAAGAUGCAGGCAGAAUGGGAGGAACUGGCUCGCAGGAAUUGGCUCGAGGAAGAAAAUGAAGGCCCGAUACCACCCAGCAACUCUCCAAUUGAGAAGGGCUACUACUUUCACACCAACAACCCGUACAAAGAGUGGCCCAAUGCUUUUGAGGAAGGGCAGCAGAAGGCCAGAGAUGGAGACCUGAACAAUGCUGUCCUGCUACUGGAGGCGGCCAUUUUGCAGGACCCUUCGGACUCUGAGGCUUGGCAGGUUCUGGGCACCACACAGGCCGAGAAUGAGAAUGAGCAGGCGGCCAUCGUGUCACUCCAGAGGUGUCUAGACCUCCACCACAACAACUUGCCGGCCCUCAUGGCCCUGGCGGUGAGUUUGACCAACACAGGCAUGCAACAGGACGCUUGCAAGGCCCUGCACCGCUGGAUCUGCCACAACCCCCGUUAUAAACACCUACUGCCAGGGAGCCGGAGCCCACUGCUGCAGGGGUCCCCCACCACACCGCGCAGGGGUCGUCCCCAUACGCCAACCUCUUGCAGCCAGCUGGCGGAGGUCAAGGGAUUGUAUCAGGAGGCCGCCUUGCUGAAUACAGAUGGGGUGGACCCGGACCUCCAGACAGGCCUUGGGGUCCUGUUCAACCUCAGCUCCGAGUUUGACAAGGCUGUGGAGGCCUUCAACUCAGCCCUGUCUGUCAGACCUGAGGACUACCUGCUGUGGAACCGCCUUGGGGCCACACUGGCUAAUUGGGACCAUAGUGAGGAGGCAGUGGAGGCAUACACCCGGGCCCUGGAGCUCCAGCCGGGCUUCAUCAGGUCCCGCUACAACCUGGGCAUCAGCUGCAUCAACCUGGGAGCGCACAAGGAGGCAGCUAGUAACUUCCUGACUGCCCUUAACCAGCAGAGGCAGAGCCAGAGUCACCAAGUCAUGUCGGCUAACAUCUGGGCUGCCCUUCGGAUCGCCCUCUCCAUGAUGGACCGGCCCGAGCUCUUCCAGGCUGCGAACCUUGGAGACCUGGACCGUCUCAUGAAGGCCUUCGAAAUGGGGCGGGUUAUGUGACCAGGUUUAGUGGGGCUCCUCAGAUAAACAGGUCGCUAAUUGGCUAGAGGGUUGCCAGAUUGGUGACCAAGAAUGGCUUCUGUUAAUGUAAAGCUAAAUUCAUGUCUGACAGGAAGAGAGAUUAAUGUUAUUGAAGAUCGGAAAAAGAGGGGGGGAUUGUAGAAUAACGGAGGUGUUCUAGGAUUUGAAAUGCCAUUAUAGUGAAAAUAUUGGAAGACCUGAACCAACUUGGGAAAUAUACACACUAUUUUAAUUUAGACUGGCCUCCAGCAGCUGAAAUUAGGCUACAAUAACACAGCCAUAGAUCAAAAGUGGUCAUUUAUUCCCCAUUCGCUUUGGUAUGGCACUGUAUACAACUUCUGCUGUGUGGUCAGAUGCCAUCUACUUUAAGUGGAUGGGAAGAUUGUUUUUAAUCCUUUGAAACGGAUUUGUACCACUGCAAUGGGGUACUACUAUUUAUUUUUUAUCCUCGAAGAGCACAACGUUGACUGAGAAAAAGAAAGACAGAGUCUGCUGUAAAAUAGAGGAAAAACAAGCCAUGCAUGCCCGGCAAUCACAUUGUGAAAGAACUGAAGCCUUAUACUAAGUGAAAUGAUAUCAAAUGCACAAGUCAUAAUCACUUUUAUAGACACCAGGUACUGAUGGUCAAAUUGUGUGUAAUAGUAUAGACUAGAGUCCUCUUGUGUAUAGUUUUCAUUUUGUACAUACCGGUAUUUAUUUGGAAUAUCACUUCCAUGCAACGCUCCAAGUACAGUAUGUAAUAUAUGACUGGUUGACAGGUCCGAUAGGCCGGAAAGUAAAUAAGCUCAUUUGAACAUACACACACGUUUGUCGGUACACAGACUGCCUCUGGAUGAACAACCAUUGUACCAUUUGGGGACCGUGUGUGUAACUUGAGUUUAUUUCAACCACUCUACAGCAAUAAGUGGAGUGUUUUUCCACAAUGCCCACUUACUACUCGAGUAGUAAGUACCCACACACACCUGCUUGCGACACCUGUUCCAUCUGUUUUUGCAACAUCAGUCACAUGAAAGGAUGUCUGCCUCUCAUCUUUACUAGCAUCUCAGUAGCAACUAGUGACGUUCAAACAGUGCUUUGUGAACCUGGCUUCAAAGUGUGGCAACAACCGCUGAAAAUGAAAUCCCUCUAAAGCAGCCUGUCAUGUUCAAAUGAGAGUGAUUAAGUCAACGGCAGAAACAACAGCGAGGAAAAUGCACUCAAAAGACCUGUUAAAACAAGUUAUACAAGUCACCCGCUCGUUCAUUGGUUUUACGAAUCAGUGUUUGAUGAGCUAUGAUUUCAAGCAUAAAUCAUCUGCUUUUUAAGAAGUUCUGUUUUUGAGGAUAGAUUAUCCAGUUUGCUCUUUCUUACCAGAAAAAAAGGUGUGGUGUUUAAAGUGAUUAUUGGUUUACGACUGAAUUGGUAGUGGGCAUGUGUGUUGAAUUGACAGUAAAUUCCCUAUGCAAUAUACAGUAUAUUUGUAUAACA